UCCCUUUGGAGUCAAUCCAAUAUGGCGUCCUACUUGGUUGCCUUGACUGCAGAAGGUGGUAUUCCUUUGUUUACAAGAACCAAAGGAGACUUGCCGCAGUUGCCAUUUCCAAAGCUUGGCUCCUUAAAUGGUGUUCAUAUGUUUGCAAGAAACCAAAAUGUGAAGCUUGUCAACACUAUCACACAAGGUGAUGCAAAAAUUGUGUGGAGGAUAUUUCACAAUAGUGUUAUGCUAAUUCUUGUUACAUCAAAUGAUGAUUCAAGUGACAUCCAUGCUCUCAGUCUUCUGGAUCUCAUCUUUAACGCUCUAGUGUUCCAUGUUGGUAUAAAUGGUGUUAUAGCAGCACAAAAUGUUGAAAAACAAAAACGGGAUCUUCGGGUGUGCUACAGUGUUGUGGAUCAUAUUUUGGAAGGAAGUGAUCUCUGUGGUUAUCUUACUCAGGCUGUAGAUGUGAUUCUUUGUCUUGAUAUAUCUGUGUUGCAGGAAUACCUUGAUGCUUUUGUUGAAGCUGUUAAUAGUGAAUUUGGUUGUUUGCUAGUGAUGGGAAAAAUUGCAGUUGCUUCAGGGAGAUGGUGGGAAUUGAGCAGUACAGAAUUGGUUUUGCUAUCACUUACUAUACAUUCUCAACCAGAAUGCUCAUCUCGAGAUAUGCCCAUAUUUCUACCACAAGGCAGCCCAAAGGUUGCACAUAGACUUGUCACUUUUCAGAUUCUUGAAGGCAUAGAAGUUUGUGUGAUAUGUGGACCAAAUCCUAGUUUGCAAGAAAUUGAACAGAAGCUCUUAUUUAACUAUUGGAAUCCCGCAAUGGAUACGCUUAAGCAAUGCCUUCGUUCUCAUCCCAGAAAUCUGACACCUAAUAUGUCAUUGGAUAAUGGAAUACUAGGUUUUAUUUUGGUUAAUACCGAUGAACGAAAAUGUUUAUGCAGUGUCUUUCCUGGAGGCGUGCACUCCAUCAAUAAUCAGGCAAACCAAGAUCUCACUAGACCACGUCGAAAAUCACUUUUAACAUCCUUCUAUAAGUCUGUGGUCGGAUCACUAUUCCCCUGCUCACUUACCACGGAAGACCUGCCAGAAUAUGCAGACAUGGAUAUCACGCAUGAUGCCAUGGAAACCUAUCAAUGUGCCGCUGACUAUAAGGCGUAUGCACUGAGAAAUGAAACGCACCAACUUUUCCUGUUGUUUGCGUGCAAUGUUCCGACGUAUGCACUAAGAAUGUUAACAGAAGAGACAUUAAAUCUUCUUACAAAGGAUCAUUUAAUUUAGCAAGUUAAUGGCCAUUGUUCUGUUACGCUUGUUGAGGCAAAGUUCGGCGUUCGCCCGCAAGCCGUCUAGAGUAGAGACAUGCCGUGGUCUUACGACUCGUCAACUGGCGUUCUUUUACUCGAAAAUAUGGUUAAACUUUCCAAAAAAAUUUUGGCUUCAAGGCGAUGAUGUGGCUACCGAUUAAAGCACUCAGUCUCAGGAGAUCCUCUGCUCACAGUACACCUGUUCAGGAUGAUGCGACUUUAAUCUGCGAAUAUCUGAAUAUGAAUCGCCACAAUUCGCAACCGUGGUUUGCUACCCGGUGUUUGGAACUCGGUGUGGCUAAGUAGGAUUGCUCACUGAUUUAUUGUAGGAA
Messenger RNA from Dendronephthya gigantea, 1618 nucleotides. Its product is annotated as protein fuzzy homolog. NCBI's taxonomy places the organism in Eukaryota, Metazoa, Cnidaria, Anthozoa, Malacalcyonacea, Nephtheidae. The coding region runs from base 22 to 1263 and encodes 413 amino acids. The transcript is spliced from 13 exons. The record is from RefSeq and is a predicted model, not a curated record. Gene Ontology annotation, biological process: vesicle-mediated transport; non-motile cilium assembly.